Molecule: messenger RNA, 1944 nt
Organism: Zygosaccharomyces rouxii
Lineage: Eukaryota; Fungi; Ascomycota; Saccharomycetes; Saccharomycetales; Saccharomycetaceae
Gene: NEL1
Product: GTPase-activating protein NEL1
Exons: 1
Coding region: 1-1944 (647 amino acids)
Biological process (GO): COPII-coated vesicle cargo loading; intracellular protein transport; endoplasmic reticulum to Golgi vesicle-mediated transport
Cellular component (GO): COPII vesicle coat; endoplasmic reticulum exit site
Molecular function (GO): GTPase activator activity; zinc ion binding
Source: RefSeq, a predicted model, not a curated record
AUGAGUUGGUUCAAUUACGGCGUACUGCCUGCAUCGAGGAACGAAGCGUUGCAAGACGUGGGGGAUGAAGGGCAUAUCCACUGCCUUUAUGAACCAUUCAAGGCCCAGGCGGAGUGGUUAGAAGGUCAAUUCCGGUGCGAAAAGUGCAAAGGUCUUUACGGUGGCUCGAGAAUCGUGGAUUCUGACGAUGGAAAGAAAUGGAUCUGUAUAUUCUGCAAUACUUACAACCCUUGGAAUACAGACAUGCCCGACUGCGAGACAUAUAUGAGCCAAACUGGGGGUGGGAAGUCUAAAGAUGACGUUGUGGUUAUUGUGAUUGAUACUAUUUGUGAAAAAGAAGAAUUGAAUGCACUACAACAUGCUUUGAAACUAAAAUCUAAUACCAAAUAUUCACUUGUUACUUUACAUCGUAAUGGGGACGUUGCAGUGCACUCUCCUGACAACAAGAAAUCUUUUGCAGCUAAGCACCACAAAGUAGAACACUAUUUGAAACGGUUAAAUCGAGAUUACUUUAGGAGACACUUAGAUCACGGUUUAUUCGAUUCCGUCAGUGUCAUGGGAACGAUUAAUAAGUUGGAGGCAAAGGAUUCCCACGGCAGCAGAAGAGCCAAGAGGUCCACGGGCCUGGCGUUGUUUCUGGCGUCGAUCUUAGGAGACCAAGUUGUAUGCUUUUUAGCGGGUCCCUGCACAGAAGGUCCGGGGAAAGUGGCCUCGAGAGAUAAAAAGAAUACAAUGAGGCAACAACACAACUUGGACAAAUCUGCCAAGUACUUUAAGGACGCUCGAGAUUUUUACUCAAAAUUGGCCUCUGCUGCUUCUUUUACCAUCUUCGCAAGCUCAUUGGACCAAAUCGGGUUUAUGGAGAUGUCAGAUUUAUUUAACAUCGCAGCACAAUUCAAUUCUUUUAAGGAUGAAAGAUUUGUUCACACUUUUGAAAAAUUCUUGGACAGAAGAUCCAAUGCAAUCUCAGAUUUAAGGCUUACAGUGGUUUCUUCGGGACGUCUCCUAGUAGAUGGGGCAUUGACGAAGGCGUCCCCAAUGAAGGCAACUUUAAACAAUUAUAGUGACACUCCUAAGGGCGAAGGUAGCACUAACGAAUGGAAACUUGAAUCACCCUAUUUGGAUCCUGAACAUCUGGUGGUGCCCCUAUCGCUAAGCAUAGUUACAGGAUCCACCAUCAGAGAUGCUAAUGAAAACGUUCCGGAACAGUUGUAUAUGCAAUUCCAACUAAACUACACUCAGAACGGUGCAUCUUACGUGCACGUCCAUACCAAGAUUAUCCCCACCUCUAAUAGUCCCGAUUGCCUUGUGGCGAACUCUUUCAAUCCUAAAAUCGAACUUGUCUAUUUGAUGAAAUCUAUCUCCUACCAGGUCUUGAAAGGUAAAUUUACUACCGAUCAAUUACAACGUAUUCGCUACCAAUUGGAUACUGUUGCAGUUCACAAGCACAAAUCUCAAGAAUUUUUGAAAUACUACUAUGGCUUAAGAAGAACUCCGCUGUUCACCACUCGUAACGCUUCGCCUGAUGAAAGAGUGCUGUUCCUUCACCAAAUCGACCACUCAAGUAUCGAAACAUCUUUAUGUUACGCUCUUCCUACCGCAAUACAGUUUCAAUUUGGCAAAAAACUAACACCGCUUCCAUCUCAAGAUCUUUUAUCGGAUCCAACCGCUACUCUGGUGGAUGGUGGGUUUUUUGUGGGCGUCAGGUACGCUCAACAAGACUCAGAAGACAUAGAAGCCGCUAAGGUAGCUGCCAAAUUAAUUGUAGAUGCCAGAUUCCCAGAGCCAGUCUAUAUCGAUACGGUAAUCGGUGGAAGUCAAGACAGAUUUUUCAAAAGUAAACUAAUUCCCACUGAUGACCAUGGUGCCAAGCUCUUGGAGACUCAAGAUAUUCCAUUCGAGAAUUUUGUGGAGCUGGUCGAAAAGCGCUCAAAAGGUGACUAA